GCCUUCCUUUACUGGACGAGGGACUGUUGUGAUCUGUGUAGUAGGGCGAAACAAAACUGGAAUGUGUUAGAUCGAUACGCCGACAAGUGAUUGGAAAUCACAUAAACUCCAUUAUCAUGGAAAUUAGUGAAAAUGAAGACAUUACGGGGUCAGAAAAUGAAGAUCCCACCAUCACGUCGGUUCCCGUGGACGACGAAGCGUUUGAGACGCUGGUGGUCGAAAUCAAAGAGGUCUUGGCCGAGCUUGCCCAAGACAAGGCCAUGGAUGGAUUUCGAGGAGAGUAUGAAAAGCUCUUCAACGCUCUGGAUAAAUCUCAUUUGAAUGAGAAACGCUUGACGACGAAAUGCCAAGAGCUGAUGUCUGAGAUCGCCAAUCAACAAUCGCGAGUGGACACGGCGUUGGAUAAGUCUCAAGACGACCAGAACACCAUUGCCAGUUUGAAGAAGGAGAUAGAUAAGGCCUGGAAAAUGGUAGAUAUGACUCAAGAACGGGAGGAGAGGGCACGAGAAACCAUUGAGGCUUUGAAUACCGAGAUUCAAAAUCUCACAAAAGUCAUCGAAGAAAAGACUCUCGGAGCGGAAGACACAAAUUUGAACGAGCUUCGAAAGUUGCGCGAUGAGCUCACCAAUCAACGAGAUCUAUUGAAAUCCCAAGUGGCCGAGCUCCGAGCUUCCGAAAGCAAACACUUGGAGGAGAUCGAAUCACUUCGAACCGACAAGUCUGCGCUGGAAUCGAAAAUUUCAGGCCUAAGCAAUGAGUUGCAGUCCAGGACGAACGAGAUGAAUCGCGAAAUCCGACGGAAAGAACGAACCGAGCGAGAAGUAAAGCAAUUGAAAUCUGAAGUCGAAACGCAAGUCAAAGAAAAUGAGGUCUUAAAGUCUGAAAAGAGUUCAAUUCAGAGCAAUGUGCUGAGGCUGGAGCGAUCCCUUGUGGAGAAUCAGAAACUGAACGAUGGUCUUCAGGAACAACUCCAAGCUCUUAGCGUCAAUGUAGAAGAGUUGGAAGGUCACAUCGAGCUUCAAACUCUGACCAUCCAGCAAACCGAACAAGAGAGCAAGAAGACCGUUCAAGACUUGAGUGCCAAGGAUGAAGCGAUCUCCCAAGGGAAGAUGGAAAUCCUCAAGGCACACAAAGAGUACGAGGAGCUCAAGAAGAAACUAUUGGGUGUGGAGAAAAGUAGGGAGAAUCUUGAAAUGGAUCGCUUCAAACUCAAGGAGGACAUCAUGGAAUUGAAGAAACAGAUUGCAGAGCUCAAGCACGGUUCGCUCAUGGAGAAGAAAAAGGUGGAAGAAAAGCGACACGAAAUCACCGUUCUAGAGCACAACAUCAAGCGAUUGAAUGGAACCUUGGGCAAGCAGCAACGCGAAAUACAAAUCGGGAUGGAGAGUGUCUCCGAGUUGAGAAAGAACCAAAACUUUUUGGACACGAAAACCGACAAACAGCGACACUGUAUUGCCACUUUGGAAGAGGAACGAGAUCACUACCUGGAUGAGGCUCAAACCUUGGCCAAACGAGUUGAUCAGUUACUAGAUGAGAUCCGAGAUGCCGAACAUACCGUUUUCACCCACCGGAAGGAUAUCUCGGAAAUGGAAAAUCAACUCAAGAGGAAGCACAAUUUGUACGAAGCGGCUCGCAGCGAUCGUACAGCUCUAAAUAAAAACUUGACCGAAGCCCAGGAUGAGAUUUCAGACCUCAAGAGUAAACUGAGAGUGUUACAGCAUCAGUUUGACCAGCUCAAGGAAGAAAUGGUGGCGAAAGAAACCGCAUUGACCAAAGAAAACCAUGAACGGCAGAGGCUGCUCAAGGACAAAGAGGAAUUGCAACGGGAGAUCGACAAGUGCAAGGAAGAUGCCAACACAAUACGUCUCAAAAGCAAGGAAGUCGAAAAGAGCUUCCAAAUGCUCAAUCAACGGCAUUCGCAUGUAGAACAUGAGCUGUACCAAUGCCAGAGCAAGCUGGAACAAGCCUUCAAUGAACGAUCGUUGCUCAAUUCCAAAUUUGCUACCAAAGAAGAGGAUCUGGCUACUCUUGUGAGACGAUGCCACAUCCAGGAGAAGGCUUUAGCUCGGGGAGAAUGCAAAUUUAAUGAGAAGGAGGAGGAUAUUCGCAUUCUGAAGCUAGAGAUUAAGCGGCUCAAACAGGAGUGCGAUAAGUUUUCGAAGGGCUCCCAAACAUUAGAGGAGACCAAGAAGGAGGUACUUCAUCUGCAGAAGGAGCUUUUAAAAGAGCGAUGCAAAGUUAAAUCCCUCAAGAUGGAGAAUGAGAAUCCUUUAAACGUGCAUCGCUGGCGGAAGUUGGAAGGCAAUGACCCAUCCACUAUGGAAAUGAUUCAAAAGAUUAAUUUCCUCCAAAAGCUGCUACUGAAACGACACCAAUCAAUAGUAGAAAAAGAGGCCCUGAUCGACGACAAGGAUAAAGUGAUCCAAGAUCUUCGGGCGUCUCUAGCCAGACAUCCAGGAGUGGAUGUGCUGGAUGAGAUCCGGGAUCUUAAGAAAGAGUUAAUGAAGAAGUCUGACCAACACUUGGGUCUUUACGCCGAAAACAACAUGUACCGCAGUCAAAUCAAAGAACUUAAGCUCAAAAUCGAAAAAUACCUGGAUGACUAUCAUGCGGUCAAACGCAAGUUGGUAGAUGUGACCAAAAUGUAUCAAAAGUUGCGAGAGGAGAAAUUGAGCCGAUUGAAACGAGAAAAGGAAUCUCAAUCCCAGUCUCAAUCUCGAUCUCUCCGACGAGUUCAAUCGGCCAGAGCUUGGAGACCGUCAGGCAGUCGGAACUUUAUGGGAGGGGGAUACAAUAUGUCCAACUCUAUAUCAGACCUAUCCAAUCAAUCUGGAUGAAAUCAAGUCUUAGAAUUAUCAUUAUUAUUAUUGUUAUUAUUAUUGUUACUAUAGUUAUGCCUGCUUUUGAUAACUGA
Tigriopus californicus is the source of this 2914-nucleotide messenger RNA. Its product is annotated as cilia- and flagella-associated protein 58-like. Bases 117 to 2837 code for a protein of 906 amino acids. Gene Ontology annotation, cellular component: cytoskeleton. The transcript has a single exon. The record is from RefSeq and is a predicted model, not a curated record. NCBI's taxonomy places the organism in Eukaryota, Metazoa, Arthropoda, Copepoda, Harpacticoida, Harpacticidae.